UUACAACGUCAAUGUGACAAAUUGGUCCAAAAAGCAAAUAAUAAAACACUAAAAAUGGGGACCGAAACUAAAUGAACAUCAAAAAGCCCAGGAAAUAGAAUCACCAAAUAGCCACAAACAUCCCAUAACCACGGCAAAACCAAAACACCGUAAAAUGAACGUAAUGACAAAAGAAGAUAGUUAUGCAGAAAGAAGGCAACUUUUUAAAAAUAUUUGGGAAACGGCGAUGCAAAUGGACGAGAAGGACGCAGAUAACAUUAUGAAGAAACCAAAAGUUAUCAAAACUUUAAGGUUAGACGAAGUGGACAGAUGUUUCAUAGGUAAAGGAAAGAAAGAAAAAAUACGGACCUUAAGAACAGUUUGCAAAAAAAUAUUAGACUUUUGCGACAGACAAGAUGAGGAUGAUCGGUUUUAUGAGCAGGUAAUUGAAAAAAAGGAGUUACGCCAACAUAAACCAGAAUAUAAACACAAAAAAACAAAAACCCAUAGAGGAAGGAAAAAGGUCAAAUUGUCAAAAAGUUUAUUUGCGCCAUUAAAAUCUGUUGCUGGUCCAGCUAAACCAACGACUUCAGAAAGAAAGGAUGGCAAUUCUAGACAAAUUUCGAAUACAACCGAGAAUCAUUUGCCAGUUAAGGCAAAGAGACCUAUAACUGUGCGAAGGACUUUGGUUCGACACAAUAUAUCGAAGGUUAAGGCUGCUAUUAUUGAAGGAAAUAAUGCUGGCACUAGUCGCCGUAAGAUUGGUAAGAAAAAACGUGGCAAACGAAAAAAAUCAUCUGUUGUCGGUGGCACCAUUGCACCACCGAAACCAUCAGGUGCUUCAAAUAAUGUGCGUUACGUUUCUACUCCGUUGACAGGACAUGCGAUUGUAAGACGCAUAAAACAAGUCCUAACAAAUCAUAAAAUAGCUGUCACUUAGUCCACAUAACAGGUGGACCGUACCGAUUAUUUCUACAGGACUCUAUUGUGAUAUGAAUACCAGUCAUUAAUCAUUUUAACUAGUUCUAAAACAUAAUAAAGAUGCCAGUAAUUUUGUAUGUACCUAUUGUAU
Messenger RNA from Spodoptera litura, 1051 nucleotides. RefSeq lists its product as uncharacterized. Lineage: Eukaryota; Metazoa; Arthropoda; Insecta; Lepidoptera; Noctuidae. The record is from RefSeq and is a predicted model, not a curated record.